GCUGUCUGUAGCAUCGGUAUGCCUACCGACUCCAAGGAUCAUCGAGCAAUGGCUCGGCGAUAUCAACUCUAGGGGCCCCUUCUCACCCGUCUUCGUAAUAAUACAAAAUGGCUUGCGCCUUGGCAGCGAUCCACCUGUUCCCGAAACAAUCCGAGCCAGAAGUCUUCCCUCGGCGGCCAUACAUGCAGGGCGCUCAGCCCAUUACACGCACUGGCUGCUUGAGACCAGUCGACCGCAGAGCGCGCGUACUAUGCGUUACAGGUGCUGCACUCCGUACAGCGACCGAACCGGCGAUGUCCGCCAGGCCUCGUCACCGCCGGCGAAUCGAUAUCAACCGCGGCUCUUGAAGGUAUUCCCUCGUCCAAAUGUGCCAUCUGAGCGUGAACAAAGCAAAGCUGGACGGAGCUGAUGUCUCCGUGGCUGCGUUGGCACAUAGCGAAGGCAGAUCAGGGAUCAACAUGGUCAUUGCAAUUGGCACUU
Mixia osmundae IAM 14324 is the source of this 480-nucleotide messenger RNA. RefSeq lists its product as uncharacterized. The record is from RefSeq and is a predicted model, not a curated record. NCBI's taxonomy places the organism in Eukaryota, Fungi, Basidiomycota, Mixiomycetes, Mixiales, Mixiaceae. The transcript has 4 exons. The coding region runs from base 108 to 347 and encodes 79 amino acids.